Molecule: messenger RNA, 1560 nt
Organism: Juglans microcarpa x Juglans regia
Lineage: Eukaryota; Viridiplantae; Streptophyta; Magnoliopsida; Fagales; Juglandaceae
Product: MFP1 attachment factor 1-like
Exons: 2
Coding region: 133-621 (162 amino acids)
Biological process (GO): mitotic cell cycle; lateral root development
Source: RefSeq, a predicted model, not a curated record
CGUAGCCCUUCACUUGACGCACGACCACGGCCAAUCUCUGUUUCUCUCGAAAGUUCUUAUUUUGAAGAGGCUCUGUUCGCCCGAUUCAAAUCCUCUCCGUUGAUUUCAAUUCCACUUCGCUAAAAUUCAAUAAUGUCCGACUCAGAGAUCACCCCCGCAUCACCCCCGCCUGCGGUGGAGAUGGAGGCUCAACCGCAGGAAAAGCCCCACCAAGAGCCCAGCAAGAAGCCGACGAACAACAGCUUCACGUUCAGCAUUUGGCCCCCCACGGAGCGUACCCGGGAGGCCGUGGUGAACCGCCUGAUCGACACGCUGUCCAGUGUCUCUGUUCUCUCGAAGCGCUACGGCACCCUGCCCCGCGACGAGGCCGCCGCUGUCGCCCACAUCAUCGAGGACGAGGCGUUUUCCGCCGCAUCCUCCUCCGCCUCCGCAGAUGAGGAUGGUAUCGAGAUCCUCCAGGUGUACUCCAGGGAGAUCAGCAGCCGCAUGCUCGAGACCGUCAAGAGCCGUGGCACUUCGGGAUCUACCGCCGACACUGCGCUGCAGACUUCGAUUCCGUCCGUGGUGCCCGCCACCACCACUGCCAGUGAGGAGAACACGCCCGCUGAGACUGAAUCUUGAUCUAUGUCUAGGAUUUAGGGCUUAUAUCUUGAUCUAUGCCAGUGAGGGUUGGUGUUAUUCUGGAUAGUGUAUGUGCCACAUUAGAUCUGUUUAUACUGUUUCUGGAUUUUAAUGCUUAUCUGCUGAUGAUUGCCCUUUUCGAUAAUAGUAAUGCGGUUCAAUUUCGAUGCUUUUCUUUGAAGUAAAUAAUAAUAGGUUUUAGCCAUUGUCUUACCAAAGCUCUAAGUAGAGUUUGAGGUAUCUGAUUGGAAAUUUAUGUUCUUUUUAAUCGAGUUUUUUUUUUUUUAAUCUGUUUUGUUUUUUGUUUUUUUGUUUUUUGUGUUUUUUGUUUGAGAGCUAUAUUCUUGGAGGAUAUUAAGUGAUAUCGCAUGUAAUGAAUCCCUAAAUUCAGUCCUUUCAAAUAAUUUUCUUGUCUCAUCCAUAUACGUUAGGUAGAGGUUUCGCGACAAUAAUUGUGUAUUGGAGCUCCGUGUGGGAAAUACCAGCUGCCUGUGCCGUUCUCCCUACCUUUGGGUUUGCAGCCCUGUUCAGGAACAAAUGGCAUGCAUCUGAUUCCCAUCUUUCAUGGUACUACUUUCUGUGCCAAGGGCAGGCUGAUUGGUGCACCAUGUGAUAAAAAUGUUGAUUUUGCUUCGAGUCUAUAGCGGGGAAAACAGAGGUGUUUUCUGGUUAGUGGAUGUAUGUCCUGAUUCACCAUUUACAGCAGUGCCGUGUUUGGUGCAUAUACGUUGGUGACACUUGACCAGGGACAACACCUGUUUGGGUUAGGAUCUUAUCAGAAUUGUUCUUGGAAUAGAAUGUGAUCGGUAUAGUCAUGUCAUUACUCACUCCAUAUCUGCUCGUACGUCCGGGAUGAAUAUGGUUGAUUUCGUUGUGUAAAUGCUGUGGUUUCACAUGCUUCAGGCCAAUGUCAUCGUAAAUUUUAAGUUCUGUCUCGCA